Phlebotomus argentipes is the source of this 4468-nucleotide messenger RNA. RefSeq names its product sex determination protein fruitless (gene fru). Gene Ontology annotation, molecular function: DNA binding; protein binding. The record is from RefSeq and is a predicted model, not a curated record. Gene Ontology annotation, biological process: regulation of transcription by RNA polymerase II. Bases 625 to 2010 code for a protein of 461 amino acids. Gene Ontology annotation, cellular component: nucleus. NCBI's taxonomy places the organism in Eukaryota, Metazoa, Arthropoda, Insecta, Diptera, Psychodidae. The transcript is spliced from 7 exons.
CUUGUGCCUUGUAGGACGUUUGGGACAGAAAAUCCCAAUUGUAGUGUGGAAAUGUUUCGUUCGUGUAACUCUAGUUACAUCUAUAGAUACUGUAGAUUGUAGAAUCGCAUUUGGAGCUGUGCCUCGUUUUCGCGAAACCUUUUUUCUCCGUAUUUUUUUUUUAUCUCUUCCCAUAUGCAAUUAAUCUUAUUUACACUUUUGUUGAUCUGUGUGGCGAGAGAACAAUUACUCGAGAGUUAAUCGCUGGUGUCUCCUAGGCCGCCUGAAGUACACGCCAAGAAGUGGCCCCCUGUCUUUCAUCUGGAAAAUUUUCAAUUAGCAAGAGAGACAGUCGCUGGGGAGGCGAAGAGUGAAAGAGUGAGAUAGGGAACUGGUGGAGUAGUUGGCAAAAAUUGAAUGUGAUCUGUGACGAUGAUGUAAGGAGGAUCGCACGAAAAUUGUGCGACCACACUCAACAUUCAGCUUAAAUUGAUCAAUUUUGAGGCAAAGUGAUCGUACAUUUUAUAAGGAGGAGUGACGUGAUCGUGUGCAAUACAAGCUCCCAGCGAAUUUUGAGGGCGUCUCAAUCAUUUGCAAAAUUGCCAAAUUCCGUGUCCAACUGUAUACACCACUGACCAAGGCAAUAUGGACCAGCAGUUCUGUCUUCGCUGGAAUAAUCAUCCGACCAACUUGACUGGCGUGCUGACUUCCCUUCUCCAGAGGGAGGCCCUCUGUGACGUCACACUGGCAUGCGACGGUGGUGAAAUUGUCAAGGCACACCAGACCAUCCUGUCGGCAUGCAGUCCGUACUUUGAAAGCAUUUUCCUGCAGAACUCUCAUCCGCAUCCGAUAAUAUACUUGAAAGAUGUUAGAUACUCAGAGAUGCGCUCACUUCUUGACUUCAUGUACAAGGGUGAGGUGAACGUUGGCCAAAGAUCGUUACCGACAUUUCUAAAGACAGCCGAAAGUUUACAGGUACGCGGUUUGACCGACAACAACAACAUCAACUACCGACCUGAGAGCGACAGGGAUCGCGAUUCCGAGACGAAUGCGAGUGGUGCUAUGAAACACUAUGAUAAAACAGAACGGGACAGAGAUCGCGACCGGGAGCGGCUGGAGCGCGAUCGCGAGGAGAAUUCGGAGAGCAAAGACCGCGAUAGGGAGACACCUGUGGAUCAACUGAGCAGCAGUAGCAGUACCAAGCGGAGACGUAAAAAUUCAUUAAACUGUGAUAAUUCAAUGCAUGGCGCCAGUGUCCAGGAGCGGCAUUAUUCUCAGGAUUCUCAGGCAUCGUCGCAUAGUAGUUAUAAAUCCAGUCCAUUGCCAAAAUUAAAUCCUCUGGAAGGAGAAGACACACGCCGAAAUUCACCAUCGUUGAAUGCCAGCGGCGCCAAUCAAUCAGUUAGCAUUAAACAAGAAUUACCUGAUAUGGGCCAUCAUCCUGGUUUGCCACCAGAAUUACUUCCGCCCACUUCAAUGUCCCUGCAUCCUGAGGAUAUGACAAGUCUACUUCCUGCUCAUGGACUUCAAGUGGAGUCGUCGGAGAAUGACUCACAGCAUCCGCCGAUGGAUCACAGUGAUAAUAUCGAUGGUGGGCGCAACAUAUUGCAGCCGCUGAUGGUGGCGUCACGUGGUCACCACAACAUCCACCCACCGCCGCCCGCGGGCCCGGCAGCAGGCCAGCAGCGUGCCAUGCAGCAGCACAGUCACCUGGCGGAGGGUCAGGCGGAGAAUGGGGGCCAAUCGGUGGGUGGCGCCGCGGGCCCCGCACCGACGCGUCGUGACCACAACAUUGACUACUCCACCCUCUUUGUGCAGCUGUCGGGCACUUUUCCCACCCUGUAUCGAUGCGUGAGUUGCCACAAGACGGUGUCCAAUCGCUGGCACCACGCCAACAUCCACCGACCGCAGAGUCACGAGUGUCCCGUGUGCGGACAGAAGUUCACGCGACGGGACAAUAUGAAGGCUCACUGCAAGAUAAAGCACGCAGAGAUGAAAGAUCGCUUCUUUAGCCACUACGUACACAUGUGAUCGAUCUACUUGUAACAUUCACAGUAAAUUGUAGCCAGUGUGUCUCUCAAUAUUAUCCAGAGUUAAAAUGAAAGUAAAGAAAAAAAAUCGAGAAAAAUACCAAAAAACAUGUAAAUGUAGAUGCCAUAAGUCAACGUAAAAGCCAUGUUGUAGAGCCAUAAAAGAUGUAUAGACACUAUUUUAUCAUAUUGCUGUGGGGACGGAAGGUAUUUGGCGGAGAAGGCGGGGUCGCGCAUUGAGAAAUGUCUUAUUUUCAAGCAAUGUGUAUUCUUGUGGUUAGGAUGUAUAUCAAACUGACAUUGUAGCAGAACCAGCAGAACAUUAAAAAUUUAUUGUUAAAAAAUAGUGGUGGGAAAAACUGUGUAGAGGGAAAAUUACCAUUUCCAUGAUAUUUCAAUAUCACCAAAAUCCGACAACAGUGUGCUUUCCCAUUUUGUUUGCGGUGUGAAAGACUUGGUGAGAUUGCUGUGUGUGUGUGUUUGAAAGAAAAUAUUUUAAUAUUGCAAAUGCGGUGGGGAAGAAGGACACAGGACGAGAGUGGCUGUCUGUGCUUGAAACCUAAAGGAAAAUUUAAUGAGUUACAAUAGGGUGGCCCCGGGAAAAUAGGCAAUUUGACCAAUGACGUGGUAAUGAGAUUACGACUCUCAGUUGCUAAUUGGGAUGAUUCGAUCAAAAGCCUUCCAUCUCUGGGCUUCCCUGUUGCCAGUGCACAAUUCAUCUUCAAAUUAAAGCCAAAGAUAGGAUCUGAAAAUGUCAUUAAACAUCGCAUUUUCCCCCCAAUUUAGCUAUCAGUCAAAUAUUUUUGCCCCACCACCCCCUCGUCACAGUUCAGAUGACCUGUUUCGUUUGUUUUUUUUCCUGGGCAGGAGAGAGAAAAAAGAACGUCACGGAAUAGUUUGCAUGAAUAUGAUUUUUAUGCUCCUAUACCACUUUUGUACCCUUUUGAUUUCCGAUCGCAUGCUGAAGGAGAUUGAGGAAUUUUCUUCACUGACAUUUUUCAAUUGAUUUUCGUGAUUUCGCUCUGUUUCUUUUCACGAGUCAAAUUCCAUUUUCGUUUUGAUAUAUAGUAGAAUUAUUUGCAUUGAUUAUGCAAAUUGUGUUGUCUAUUUGUCUUACAUUUCCAAGGAUUGCCCUCUCACGAGCCGAAAUUUCACCUAAGGAGAUAUGAUAUGUCUCGAUUGAAUUUUCUGCUGGUUUAUCGGACACAAUCUUACAUGCUGUCUUAUCUCAUUAUUCACCAUUCAUUUGAUCCAUUAAUUUGGGCAGUGAACAUUGUGACAACCAUGUACACUCUGAUGGAAUGGGUUUAUAAAUUCCAACUGCAAAGACAAUGGGAAAAUAAAAUUAUUUAAAUGCAAAAUACUAUAGUGAGUGUUUAAUGCGCUUGAUGAUGAUUUUUCAAUGAGGCGAAUGUUUAUUUCAAGCUCUAGUCAAUUAGAUUUCCAAAAGAAAAAAAACAUACACCGAAAGAUAAAUAAAAGAUUUUCCAUGUUAUUUCUGAAGCGAGGAAAAGUAGCGUGAAAAAUUCCUUGUUUUGCAGACGUUUUUGACUUGGUAAAAGAUAUGAAAGAGAGAAAAAUAAAACUCUUUACGUGAGGUAUUAUAUUUUUAUAUGGAGCUACAGGAAGGUGAAACAAAAACACAAUUUUAUAAUUUCCAAACGAUUUACAUACAUACUUUUGAAAAUGAAUUCAAUAAAAAUUUACCACAAACAUUCACAUUCUGGCUGAGUAGUGUUUUUUCUCGCGCUCUUCUCUUUUUAUUACUGUUUUAUUUUGUCAAAAGAGAAUUAUAAAAAAAAGAUAAUACUCUAUAGGCGAUUCUGAAUAACACCUCGUCAGUGAGCAGGAGAGUAAUGGUUUUGGUGCUGGUUGAUCACACAAUUCUAGGCAUUAACUUUAUCUCUCGCGAAUAGUUUAAUCCUUAAUUUUCGAUGCAUUUCUCUGUAUAUUCCUUUUCUCAUGGGUUUUUGUGAUUAAUUGCUGUAUGUUUUUAAUCUAUUUCUUUACUUCUUAAUACCAUUUUUAAUAUUUUUACUUCUGUGUUAAUGGAAUGAGUUUCUCUAUUAAUAAUAAUGAUUAGUUGGUAUAAACAAAACUAGCAACUUUGAGAAAGAAACUAUUCUUAAGAAUAACAUCACACCUUUGUUGCCAUUAUACAAAAUAGCUGUUGUUGAUAGGAAGAAGAGAGGAUAAAGUGACUGAGGAGGAGAUGAGGAGGAGGAUGAGCUUAAGUGACGGAGAAAAAUGAUGUGAAGAGAAAGGCCAUGUAAAAAGUCUCAAGAGAACUAAAAAAAAAAGCAUCAUGAUAGAGCUUAAAGGAAUAAAGGAAUGAUUAUACAAUGUAUUUUGCUGAGAUAUGAUUUUAAUAUUAAUAUGUUGGACAUAGAAGAUGAAAGUAUAGUGGAUAAUACAACUAAUUAACUAUUAAUAAUAGUGUAUAAAAUAAUCCUGUGAAU